AUGGAUUUGAUUUUAGAGGUUGCUGAUACGUUUUUAUUGGAUCACGUUUACGCAAAAGUAUUGCCUACUUCCUUGGCUUCGUAUGUGCCAGUUGAGUUGAUGAACAAGUUCAAUUUGAACUCAGGUAUGGCCAAUGCUACUAUGUUGUUGGAUCAUUUGAAUUCCAAUCGUGAAUCAAGGGUUUGUAGUGAGGUAUACGGUUAUACACCAUAUUUGACUGAUAUGACUAUGACUAGUUUCCAAUCUUUGUUACCACGUAGUAACAUGUUGAGGGAGUUUCUAUCUGUGUGGAUGAUUGUUACUGUCUUUGGAUGGCUUUUGUACUUUUCCGUGGCCUAUUUCAGUUAUUUGUUUAUUUUUGAUAGGUCUGUAUUUAAUCAUCCUCGUUAUUUGAAAAAUCAAAUGAUGUUAGAGAUUAAAUUGGCUACUUCUUCUAUCCCUUGGAUGUCCUUCUUGACUAGUUUCUGUUUCUCUUUUGAGUUGAAAGGUCACUCAAAGUUGUACACCGUUGUGGAUUUUGAAAAGAAUGGGUUACGUCAAAUAUUCGGUGAAAUAGUAUUGUUCAUUCUAUUCACUGAUUGUGGUGUCUAUUUAGCACACAGAUGGUUGCAUUGGCCAAGAGUUUACAAGGCUUUGCACAAACCACACCACAAAUGGUUGGUCUGUACUCCUUUUGCCUCACAUGCGUUCCAUCCUGUCGAUGGUUACAUCCAAUCUUUGCCUUACCAUAUCUACCCAUUAUUGAUGCCAUUAAACAAGUAUCUGUACUUGUUCUUGUUCACUUUCGUUAACUUCUGGACCAUCAUGAUCCAUGAUGCCAACCACAUGUACAACAAUCCUUAUGUUAAUGGUACUGCUUGUCACACUGUUCAUCAUUUGUACUUCAACUAUAACUACGGUCAAUUCACUACUUUGUGGGAUAGAUUGGGUGGCUCAUACAGAAGACCUGAAGAUGAAUUAUUCGAUCCAGAUAUGAUGAAGGACAAGAAAUCUAUUGAGGAACAAUUGAAGAGAGUUGACGCAAUGCAAAAAGAAGUUGAAGGUGAUGAUGAAAGAGAGUAUAAUUCUGAUAAUAAUGCUUCUGAAAAGAAGAAUAACUAA
Vanderwaltozyma polyspora DSM 70294 is the source of this 1101-nucleotide messenger RNA. RefSeq names its product C-5 sterol desaturase (gene ERG3). The record is from RefSeq and is a predicted model, not a curated record. Gene Ontology annotation, biological process: lipid biosynthetic process. The transcript has a single exon. Gene Ontology annotation, molecular function: iron ion binding; oxidoreductase activity. The coding region runs from base 1 to 1101 and encodes 366 amino acids. Lineage: Eukaryota; Fungi; Ascomycota; Saccharomycetes; Saccharomycetales; Saccharomycetaceae.